UGUUGAGGUAUGAUGACAACAAAGGUCAGCGGCUCGCCUUUCCUGAAGCCCUUCUUCCUGAAGACACCAGUCCGAGUGGUCAGCCCUCUGCACCAGAGACGCCACACACUCCCUGCCAGCGAGUUCAGGAACCUCACAUCUCAGGACGCCAUCAGCGUGUUUGAAAUCGAGAAAGAAGCUUUUGUUUCUGUGUCUGGCGAGUGUCCGCUCACGCUGGACGAAGUGCUGAACUUCCUGAGUCUGUGUCCUGAGCUGUCCCUGGGUUGGUUUGAAGAGGGACAGCUGGUAGCGUUCAUCAUCGGCUCAGGCUGGAACAAGAAAAGGCUUUCACAGGAGGCCAUGACUCGGCACGUUCCAGACACCCCCACCGUGCACAUCCACGUGCUGUCCGUGCACCGCCACUGUCGACAGCAGGGCAAGGGCUCCAUUCUUUUGUGGCGCUACUUGCAGUACCUGCGCUGCAUGCCGGGUCUCCGGCGAGCGCUGCUGAUCUGCGAGGACUUCCUGGUGCCCUUCUACCUCAAGGCUGGCUUCAAGCAGAAGGGGUUGUCUGAAAUCUCUGUGGCCAACUUGCGCUUUCAAGAAAUGGAGUAUUUGCUCGGUGGGCAGGCGUAUGCACGACGAAACAGUGGCUGCUAG
Nematolebias whitei (Rio pearlfish) is the source of this 639-nucleotide messenger RNA. It is a transcript of the gene aanat2, whose product is annotated as arylalkylamine N-acetyltransferase 2. Bases 10 to 639 code for a protein of 209 amino acids. Gene Ontology annotation, biological process: response to light stimulus; circadian rhythm. The transcript has 3 exons. NCBI's taxonomy places the organism in Eukaryota, Metazoa, Chordata, Actinopteri, Cyprinodontiformes, Rivulidae. Gene Ontology annotation, cellular component: cytoplasm. The record is from RefSeq and is a predicted model, not a curated record. Gene Ontology annotation, molecular function: aralkylamine N-acetyltransferase activity.